Molecule: messenger RNA, 1843 nt
Organism: Cynocephalus volans (Philippine flying lemur)
Lineage: Eukaryota; Metazoa; Chordata; Mammalia; Dermoptera; Cynocephalidae
Gene: BBS4
Product: Bardet-Biedl syndrome 4
Exons: 15
Coding region: 15-1490 (491 amino acids)
Biological process (GO): cilium assembly; protein localization to cilium
Cellular component (GO): ciliary basal body
Molecular function (GO): protein binding
Source: RefSeq, a predicted model, not a curated record
UGGGCGGAGCCAAGAUGGCUGAGGAGGGACUUACAACGAGAACUCAAUUUCCUGUAUCUGCUGAAUCUCAAAAACUGCGGCUGAAAAAAGCUCCAGAGUUUCCUAUUUUGGAGAAGCAAAACUGGUUGAUACAUCUCUACUAUAUCCGGAAGGAUUAUGAAGCAUGCAAGGCUGUUAUUAAAGAACAGCUUCAGGAGACUCAGGGGUUGUGUGAAUAUGCUAUCUAUGUGCAAGCCUUGAUAUUUCGCCUGGAAGGAAAUAUCCAAGAAUCCUUAGAACUCUUUCAGACGUGUGCUAUUCUCAGCCCUCAGUGUGCUGAUAACCUCAAGCAGGUGGCCAGAUCUUUAUUUCUUCUGGGAAAACAUAAAGCUGCUACUGAAGUAUAUAAUGAAGCAGCUAAACUUAACCAGAAAGAUUGGGAGAUCUGCCAUAACCUAGGAGUUUGCUACAUUUAUCUGAAGCAGUUCAACAAGGCACAAGACCAGUUGCACAAUGCCCUACAUCUUAACAGGCAUGAUCUGACUUACAUAAUGCUGGGGAAGAUCCACUUGCUGGAGGGAGACUUGGACAAGGCCAUCGAAAUCUAUAAGAAAGCAGUGGAGUUCUCACCAGAAAAUACAGAACUUCUUACAACUUUAGGAUUACUCUACUUACAGCUUGGCAUUUACCAGAAGGCAUUUGAACAUCUUGGAAAUGCACUGACUUAUGACCCUACCAACUACAAGGCCAUCCUGGCAGUAGGCAGUAUUAUGCAGACCCACGGGGACUUUGAUGUUGCCCUCAACAAAUACAGAGUUGUAGCUUGUGCUGUUCCAGAAAGCCCUCCACUCUGGAACAAUAUUGGAAUGUGUUUCUUUGGCAAGAAGAAAUAUGUGGCAGCUAUCAGCUGCCUGAAAAGAGCCAACUACUUGGCACCCUUUGAUUGGAAGAUUCUAUAUAAUUUGGGUCUUGUCCAUUUGACUAUGCAGCAGUAUGCAUCAGCUUUCCGUUUUCUCAGUGCAGCCAUCAACUUCCAGCCAAAGAUGGGGGAGCUCUACAUGCUCUUGGCUGUGGCUCUGACCAAUCUGGAAGAUAUAGAGAAUGCCAAGAGAGCCUACACAGAAGCAGUCCGCCUGGAUAAGUGCAACCCUUUAGUAAACCUGAACUACGCUGUGCUGCUAUACAACCAGGGUGAGAAGAGGGGCGCCCUGGCUGAGUAUAAGGAGAUGGAGAAGAAAGUCAACCUACUCAAGGACAAUAGCUCUCUGGAAUUUGACUCUGAGAUGGUGGAGAUGGCUCAGAAGUUGGGAGCUGCUCUCCAGGUUGGGGAGGCACUGAUUUGGACUAAACCAGUUAUAGAUCCCAAAUCAAAGCACUGGACUACUUCAACCACCAAACCUGCCAGUUUGCAGCAGCCUCUGGGCUCUAAUCAAGCUCUAGGACAGGCAAUGUCUUCAGCAGCUGCAUACAGAAAGCUCCCCUCAGAAAGGAGGCUACCCAAAGCUCCAUGAAGACCUAGCAGGUGCAAGCACAUGUCCCAGCAAAGAGAUUAUAGCUUUGAGUGAGGCUUGCACUCUUCAAACUUAUAAAGUGUUCAAUGUAGUGUUGGCCAGAAGGGGAAAAAAGCCACAGAGUGGCCAAACUGGCACUUGUUCCCUUAAGGUAAGCUUUGUAGCAGGUAACAGCUACUGUCAGGUUUAGUUUGAUGGUCAAUACACUGGGUCUUUACAAUUUUCAUGUUUAGAAAUAUGUUACUAUAGUAUAUACGCUGUCAUGUAGUCUUGCUUUAAUUUUCACUGCUUUAUCAUAAGUUGGCAUGGUGCAGGUAAUUAAAGAUUUCUCUCACUGAUUCAUUGAAGGCAAA